This is a messenger RNA of Sceloporus undulatus (fence lizard), 3391 nucleotides long. It is a transcript of the gene KCNS1, whose product is annotated as potassium voltage-gated channel modifier subfamily S member 1. Gene Ontology annotation, molecular function: delayed rectifier potassium channel activity; protein binding. The record is from RefSeq and is a predicted model, not a curated record. Lineage: Eukaryota; Metazoa; Chordata; Lepidosauria; Squamata; Phrynosomatidae. The transcript has 3 exons. Gene Ontology annotation, cellular component: voltage-gated potassium channel complex; membrane. Bases 292 to 1692 code for a protein of 466 amino acids. Gene Ontology annotation, biological process: regulation of delayed rectifier potassium channel activity; potassium ion transmembrane transport; protein homooligomerization.
AUCUCUGGAGCGGAGGCUGGCGAAGAGGAGCAGCAGAGCUUCUGGGGCUGAGGCUGCUGCCUUGCGCGCCCAGAGGAGGAGGAAGAGCUCCGGGCUGAAGGGGCUCUGUCUUCGCUGCCAGCCCAAGGGGGGCUCUGGAGCCGACCAUGGGGGCCCUCCUCCUCCUCCGCCGCCGCCGCCGCCGCCCAGGGAGCCGGGGCUGAAGAAGAAGAAGGAGGGCUGGAGACCCAGAGACAGAGAGGCUCCGGAGAGACACCUUGAGAGGUCAACCUAGUCCCAGCUCUACUGAUCAUGGUCAACAAGACCUUAAACUACUGGGAUCCCAAUUUUGAGGAUGAGGUCAUCAACAUCAAUGUUGGGGGCCUGAGAAGAAGACUUAGCUCAAGUGCCCUCUCCAAAUUCCCUGACACUCGUCUCGGGCGCUUGCUGUCCUGUGACUCUGAGGAGUCUAUUCUGCAGCUGUGUGAUGACUAUGAUGUGGGCGCCAAGGAGUUCUACUUUGACCGGAACCCUGGCUUCUUCCUCUAUGUUCUCCAUUUCUACCAGACCGGCAAGCUGCACGUUAUGGAAGAGCUGUGUGUUUUCUCCUUUUGUCAGGAGAUAGAGUACUGGGGCAUUAAUGAGUUCUUUCUGGACUCGUGCUGCAGCUACCGCUACCAUGAACGGAAACUGGAGAGUGGCCAUCACAGUUGGGAUGAAGAGAGUGAGGUCAGUAGUGUGGACACUUCCCCAGAUGAGAUCUUGGACUUCAAUCAUGACCUGCUUCACUACAGCACAUUGCGUUGUGGCAAUCUGCGCAAGCGCCUUUGGCUCACCAUGGAGAACCCAGGCUAUUCGAUCCCAAGCAAACUCUUCAGCUUUGUCUCCAUCAGUGUCGUGGUGGCUUCCAUAGCAACCAUGUGCAUCCACAGCAUGCCAGAGUACCAACAGCCUGAUGAAGAAAACAAUAUGAAGGAUGACUCUGUGCUGCAAAAUGUGGAGUAUUUUUGCAUCUCCUGGUUCACCUUUGAAGUGACUGCCCGCUUGCUGUUGGCACCAAACCGGAGGAAGUUUUUCAAACACCCCCUAAAUCUGAUUGAUAUUGUCUCAGUCUUGCCUUUCUACUUCACCCUUUUGGUGGAUGUCACCAUGGGGAAUGACUCAGAGUUAGGGAAUCUGGGCAAGGUGGUGCAGGUCUUUCGCCUCAUGAGGAUAUUCCGAGUGCUGAAGCUAGCCAGGCAUUCAACAGGCUUGAGAUCCUUAGGGGCCACCCUGAAGCACAGCUACAGAGAAGUGGGAAUUCUUCUGCUGUACUUGGCUGUUGGGGUAUCUGUUUUCUCUGGAGUGGCCUACACUGCAGAAAAGGAGGAAGAUGUUGGCUUUGACACCAUCCCAGCCUGCUGGUGGUGGGGAACAGUUAGCAUGACGACUGUAGGCUAUGGAGAUGUUGUACCAGUAACUGUUGCUGGCAAGUUGGCAGCUUCUGGUUGCAUCCUCGGUGGGAUUUUGGUGGUGGCACUACCUAUUACUAUCAUCUUCAACAAAUUCUCCCACUUCUACCGCAGGCAGAAGGCCCUUGAGGCUGCUGUGCGGAAUAGUGGCAAAAAGGAACCGGAAGACUCUGAGAAUUACCCAAGUCAAGAGUCUGAGAUUUUAAGUGAAAUCUACCAGAGAGAUGAUGACCUCACCAGAAACAUCCUUCCAGUUCAUUGAGUGGAUUGAAGACGGGGUCUAUUCUGGUCUUAGAAGGCAAGUCACUAAUGAGAUGGUAGCAAGAGCAUUACCUCUGCUGACAGAGACUCCAUUUGUUGCCAGUGACCUGUUCCAGUAACAAUAGUAUGGUAACCUCCUGCUCUGAGCCAGUAUAGCAUACCCAUUGACCUUAUGCAUUUGGACUUCCAGUAUUCCACCUGGACAUGCACACUGUGACUACCCUAUUCCUUUAUCCACCAUGAACACUUGGCUCCAGAAGCCCAGAAUACUAUAUUUCUUGGUACAGACUGUAAGAGAGGGUAGCUUCUCCAUUACAAGCACUUUCUAAUGAUGUCUAUUCCCUACUCAGGGAAGACACUACUAGCUUCCCUCAGGUAUGACUUGUAGACAAGUGUCAAAGUUUGGAAUGUAAAUUCAAGACCAGAAUCUAAUAGGUAGAUUAUGCAGCCAUAUGGCCUUUCACCUGUCACCUCUCUCUAGUAAUUACCACGCAUUCUCUUGGACAAUAUUCUGCAAUUCACUCCAACCAAAUAUUGCUCCACUGUCCAUCAAGAAGUUGAAAUGCUCUUCCACUAUUUACCAAAAUGCUGAUGCUCUGUUUAUUUCUUUUUCAACUUGUUUCUACACCAUGAUUUAUUAUUGAUUUUCAUCUGUUGCCAAAGAGACUGGACAUUGGUUCUGAAGAUUAUCCUUAGUGCUGUAACAAAUUGUUGUUUAUGACUUCCACAGAGUGGAGAUUUAUAGAGGAAGGAAUCUCCUGACUUGCCUUAUAAAUGUUUGUCUGAAAGAGACCCAUGCAGGAUAGCAGUAACUUGACAUAGCCUAGAAAGAGUCUAAAUAGUUAGUUUCAGAGCUGAUGAAGAAAAAUGGACAAAGAUGUGUGUGUGUUGUGAUGCUUGAGUGGAUGAGGGCUGGAGCACAUGUUACAAUCACUAAGGGAGGGAAGGGGUCAUAGAUAUGAAGUUCCUUAUUAUAAGGUUUCUACCACCACCAACCCACAUCUCUCAAUGAUUGGAAUGAAAUGGAUUGUUUUAUUUAAAAACAACAACAACAAAACAGAACAAAAACCUGUGCAAGGUAUAGAGAAUGUGAUUGGGAAACAUAUAUUUACUUAUUUCUCUCUUGAUAUUGGUACUAAAAACCACCCCCCAAUGAAAUGUAUUGACAGUAGGUUGAGUGCGGGUAUAAAGCAGUACUUCAAACAACACAUAAUUAAUUCAUGUAAUUUACUGCCACAAGAUGUGGUAAUAUCCAUUGGCUUAGAAAGCUUUAAAGGGAGUUCAAACAAAUUUGUAGAGGAUUAGGUCUGUCAGUAUCCAGGAAGGCUAAAUUGAGCUUCCACAUUCAGGGCUAGUACACUCCUACACACCAAUUGCAUGUCCUUUUGUCCUGAUUUUUGAGCUUGAAUGCAACUGGCUCUUUUGAUUACUGUCACGUGGUGAGAGAGUCCGUGUUUCUUGUUCCUGACAGCUACUGGUAAAUAUAUGGAGAGACUGUAUGAUAAUGAUUAUUCUUGAACUUAUUGUAAGAUUUGGAGAACAUGUCCUCAGGAUAAUAGAUUCCAACUACCAGCAUCCUCAGACAUCAAGAUCAGCAGUUGGGGAUAAUGGGAAAUGGGCCACAUGUGGAGGGCUACAUGUUCUGCAUUUCUGUUAUAUUUUCUGUCAUAUCCCUAAAACAGUGGCAACAUAUGCUCAAG